AUGGUGGAGGAUCUCAAAGCAAACUACAAAAAGGAAUUAAGGAAAGCAAACUUUCACGUCGAGGAACUAAAGGAGACAUUACAAACAGCAGAUAAGGAUGACAUUCACAUAGCAUUUGACAGAAUUUUCGAGAUUUACAAAGGUCUAGACGAGGCAAGCAAUCGUGUGAAAGACGCCAUGUUAGACGAAGAGGUGUCGCUUGAAGAGAUAAGAUUGUGGUCACAAUCUAACAAAACAGAUUUAUUGCAUAUUCGUAACUUUAAGAGUGAGUUAAAGGACAGAAUAAGCGAUAUGGAAAGAAAAGAAUCACACCAACUAGAAAAAGAAACAUAUCAAAAGAAGCUCGAAUUCGAGCUCGAGCUAAUGCGGAAGAAAAACGAAGAAAAAUCUACAAAGCCACAGUCAGUUAAAUUACAAAAGUACACAAUCACACCCUUUACUGGAGACUGCAGAGACUGGAUAAGAUUUUGGAAUCAAUUUAAAGUUGAAGUUGAUGGCUCAAGCAUUCCAGAGAUCAGUAAAUUUAAUUAUCUGCUUGAAUUGGUACAAGGUCAACCGAAAGAACAUAUUCUAGGACUUCCUCACUCUGCUGAGGGAUAUGAAGAAGCAAAAAAGGUCUUAGAAAUGACUUAUGGCAAAGACAAUCAAGUUCACAAAGCUUUGAUUCGAGAUUUGGAGUCAUUACCUACUAUUACAAACAUCCACAAGAUUAAGGAAAUUCAUGAGUUCUACAUAAGACUAUCUAGAACUGUCAGAACCUUAUCAACAAUGAAGAAAUUAGACAGAUCUCAAGCUUACACUUACAGUAUUAUGGACAAACUUGGCCCGGUAAGAGAAAUUAUUGUGCAAAGUGAUGAUGACUGGGAAGGGUGGGGCCUUGAUGACAUUGUUGAAAACUUACGAAAGUACACAGACCGCAACCCAUUACCUACAUUCAAGACGGGGGAGCAAAUGCAACAACAACAACAAAUGGAAGUAAAAAGGAAAGAAAAGGCAAUGUUAGCAAGCCCACCUACCCAACAAUCAUUCACUGUUGGAGCUUGUGUGUAUUGUGAUUCUCCAGGACACCGAUCAUUGAAUUGCACAAAGGUUCUUGACAUUGCUAGUAGAAGAGAAAUCCUCAAAAGGAAAAAGGCAUGCUACAACUGUGCCAAACCUGGGCACGCUGCUUCUCAAUGUAAGUCACGUGGAUGCACUAAGUGCAACAGCAAGCAUCACACAUCGUUAUGUGAUAAAACAAACACAACAUUUUCUUCAACUUCUACCUUUAAAGAACCUACUCCACCUAGAGAGAGAUUUUAUAGUGUACUUGACAUGCAAACAACCUUACAUGCCACUAUUAUUGCUCAAGUGAAUGGUAUACCUGCACGUAUUAUGCUAGACAGUGGAGCAGGAAGUUCAUAUAUUAGCAGUAAUCUUUUAAAUGAGCUCAAGUCAAAACCAGUAUGCAUUGAAAGAAGACUUAUCGAGCAAAUGUAUGGAACUGUUGACAAACAAGUAGAGAUCCACUCAGUACAAAUUGAAUCUCUAUACUCAAGUGCUUUUAGCAUGACAUUGCAAUGCAUCAAUGCAGAAAAGCCUACUUUGACAUACCUACCUAACCCUAACAUUUCAGAGCUCAAGAACAAAUAUCCACACUUAAUGCCUUUGAAGUUCAGUGAUGAGAAUGCUGAUCAAGAUAGCUUGCCUGUGCAUGUCAUACUUGGUGCCGCUGAUUUGCAAAGAAUAAAGACCACAACAGCUCCUGUGCUUGGACCAAACCCAGACACAGAUCCCGGUGCAGAGCUCACUCGACUUGGAUGGAUAGCAGCAGGAAAAUCUGUCACAAGCUGUGUAGAGGCAGACAAGAAUUUCUUCUUAAAGUCCAGCUCAGAUGAAUUCAAACAAAUGUGCUCACAAGAAGUGUUUGGACUUACUGAUGAUAUAGAUCAGGACUUGUGUCAUGAAAAAUUCCAGGAACAAAUUUGCAGACAAGAUGAUGGAACUUACUCUACUCGGUUACCAUGGAAACCAGACCACUUGCCUUUAGCAGAGAACAGGGAGAUAGCUCUAGCAAGACUCAGAAGUACUGCUAAAAAGCUUGACAACUUGGAGAAACUGGAGGAAUACCAUGCUAUAAUGCAAGAGCAAGUACAUAAGGGAAUUCUUGAGCAAGUUCCUGACACCCCAACUGGCAACACGAUUCACUACGUCCCACAUCAACCGGUUUUUAGAGAUGACGCUGAGUCAACAAAACUGAGGAUAGUGUAUGAUUGUUCAUCUAAAUCUAAGCCCCAAGAGCCAUCUCUUAAUGACUGCCUAGAGGUUGGUCCUGCGCUACAGCCAAAGAUCUUCGACAUUCUACUGAGGAACAGAACUAAAACAUUGUGGAUUGCUGGAGACAUUCAAAAAGCUUUCUUGCAAAUUCGAGUCCAUCCUGAAGACAGGGAUGCAUUAAGAUUGCUGUGGUAUGAUGAUCUUGUAAACAGGAACAUUGUAGAAUACCGAUUUACACGUGUUAUAUUUGGCUCGGGACCAAGUCCUUACAUACUUGGUGCAACUCUCAACAAGCAUGUCAGUCAGUAUAAAGAGGAAUAUCCAGAGACGGUGAAGGAAUUGUUGAACAAUACCUAUGUUGAUGACAUCCAAUCUGGAGGAGACAAAAAGGAACAGCUACUUAAGUUCAAGAAUGAAUCAACAGAGAUCAUGAAGGAAGGAGGAUUUAUUUUGCAUAAAUGGCACAGCAAUUGUUUGGAAGUAGAAGAAUCAUCAGCACCAAACCAAGAGCAUUCAACGGAAACAAAGAUCUUAGGAGUCCCAUGGAACAAACAGGAUGACACUAUUACAGUAAGCUUCCAGCCCAGCUCACAUCAAAGUGAGGAACAUUGUGUGACCAAGAGGCAGAUACUAUCGUCUAUUAAUCAGAUCUAUGAUUUGCUUGGACUGGCUGCGCCAGUCGUCAUCAUAGCAAAGAUCAUCUAUAGCAAGGUGUGCUCAACGAAGCUCAAAUGGGACGACGCGGUACCAGAGGAUGUGAGAAAGAUGUGGAAAAGGUGGCUGCAGAGCUUGAAGGACCAUCCUGUCAUCAAAGUACCACGAAGUGUUGUUAGUGCAGCACUGGUUAAAAUGACACUCCAUGGAUUCGCCGACGCAAGCAAGUUAGCAGUCGGAGUAGCUAUUUAUGUCUUGGCGUAUCACAACGAUACAAGCAUUUGUCAGAAUCUACUUGUGGCUAAGUCUCGAAUUGCUCCAAAGGAUCAGACGAUUCCUCGGUUGGAGUUAAUUGCAGCCCACACACUCAGCCGACUCAUGAAUCAUGUCAAGAUCACCCUCCACGAUCUACCAAUUUCUGAGUUCCACGGAUGGGUUGAUAGCACUACUGUAUUGUACUGGAUUGAAGGAAAAGGAACAUGGUCACGAUUUAUACGCAACAGGACAAACAGCAUCAAAGAGAACGAAUAUAUGCAAUGGCACUAUGUUCCAACUGAAGAAAAUCCUAGCGACAUAGGUAGCAGAGGGAGUGUGCCAGGGAAGCUUACCCACUUCUGGUUUAAAGGACCAGCCUGGCUGAAAGAUCCAAAUAAAUGGCCUCGUCAACCGCAAACUUGUGAAACAGAUGAAGCUGCGAAGGAAGUUGUACAUGUAGAGAAACAACUUUUAGUCAAAGAAGAACGGAAAGAGGAAGAUACCUUUGAAAGGUUACCACACCACUACUCGUCAUAUUGGAAGCUACUUAGAGUAACAGCAUUGAUCCUUCGCUUUAUCAACAACUGCAGAGGAAACAAGCAAGUUGGAGUAUUAACAACUGAGGAAAUUCAAGGAGCCGAGAAGUUCUGGAUUCGUCGAGCUCAGUCCAAUGACAAGCCUAUUAAGUCACCCAUCGAGCUACAAAAGGAUGCUGAUGGAAUUUGGAGAUGUGUUGGAAGAGUACCAAACUACAACCCUAUCUUUCUCCCAAGAAAUCAUGAUCUGACAACUCUUAUUGUCAAACAGAAUCACGAGAAGAUCUUGCACGGGGGAGUGUCCACAACAAUGCAUCUAGUAAGAGAGAAACUGUGGGUGCCAAAGCUGAGAAGCCUUGUAAAGAAGAUUGUUCAUGACUGCAACGUGUGCAAGCGAUACCGAGCAAAACCACUAGCUGAUGCCCGCAUGCCAAAGUCUCUACUACCAGAGUUCAGAUCUGAACUUACAGUACCAUUCACAGUAACAGGCGUUGACUUUGCUGGACCAGUUUACUACAAGGAUAAGAAGAAAACUACCAAGAAGGCAUAUGUUGCUCUAUUUACUUGUGCUAGUAGUAGAGCAGUUCACCUGAAGCUGUGUCAAAACCUGACUGCCACAGAAUUCCAAAGAGCAUUAAAAGAAUUUGUCGCUCGAAGAGGUUGCCCGGCAUUACUAAUAAGUGAUAAUGGGAAGACAUUUGUCGCCACCGGAAAGUGGCUCAACACUCUCAAGAAGGAUCAAAGUUUAGCUAACUAUCUGGCAGCACUCGAUGUAAAAUGGAGGUUCAACUUGUCUCGAGCCCCUUGGUGGGGCGGUUUCUUUGAGAGGCUCAUUGGCAUUGUUAAACGAACACUCUCAAAGGUUGUUGGUAGAAGUCUACUUACCUUUCAGGAGCUAAAUGAAGUCCUUAUUGAUGUAGAGAACACGAUGAACAAUAGACCACUUACUUAUCUUGGAGAGGAGUUUGAGCAACCAGUCAUUACUCCAAAUACUUUGUUAAGAGGAAGGCCUACUCCUGUGUUAGAGGAAGACUUGGAACGUCUAAACGAUGAUGACAUGUGCAAACGGGUGCGAUUACUUCUAAAGGCAAAGGCUGAUGUAAGGAAGAGAUUUGUCAAAGAAUAUGUACAUGCAUUGGAGGAGAGGCAUCCAAUACUUGGUGAAGAGGUAAAGAAGGUACCCAAAACAGGAUCUGUAGUACUACUGAAAGGCGACAACAAGCACAAAGUACAAUGGAAACUCGGACGUGUCGUGAGUCAAGUCAUUGGUAAAGACAAGAAAGGACUCAAGAUCAAAUUGGGUAACGGUUACCUAAUUGAACGCCCAUUACAACUAGUGUGUACCUUAGAAGUCGGCGGCGAAGAUUCCAGUUGGAAUCCAACCAGAAAGGAGGAGGUGAUGCAGAGAGUUCAACCAAGCAGGAAGACGAAAGACGCAGCAAAUCAAAAGUUCAAGAUGAUUGCACAAGAAGAAGAUGUUGAAGAAUGA
Molecule: messenger RNA, 5190 nt
Organism: Exaiptasia diaphana
Lineage: Eukaryota; Metazoa; Cnidaria; Anthozoa; Actiniaria; Aiptasiidae
Exons: 1
Coding region: 1-5190 (1729 amino acids)
Biological process (GO): DNA integration
Molecular function (GO): zinc ion binding; nucleic acid binding
Source: RefSeq, a predicted model, not a curated record